Molecule: messenger RNA, 1183 nt
Organism: Aplysia californica (California sea hare)
Lineage: Eukaryota; Metazoa; Mollusca; Gastropoda; Aplysiida; Aplysiidae
Product: chondroitin proteoglycan-2
Cellular component (GO): extracellular region
Molecular function (GO): chitin binding
Source: RefSeq, a predicted model, not a curated record
UCUGCAUCACUUCCUGUAGUGACGUUAAAGAUGGCGUCUACCCAUCAUGCAGCAGUUGUACUGAUUACAUCCGGUGUGAUGCUAGACGGGCCAGGGUGAUGAGGUGCUCUCCGGCGGGUUUUGAGUUCAAUUCUGAGACCAAGCGCUGCUCAGAGCCCCCGUCUGCCACGUGCACCUACAAAGCUGUCGAGUGUGACGAGGACGGAAGCCACCAGAGAGGUGGCCAGUGUGACGCCAUGUGGAGAUGCCGAGAUGGUCAACUGCUUGACCUGUGGCGCUGUCCAAGCGGGCUCAGUUUUGACCUGCGCACUCUGACCUGUGUUUCUCAGUCGUCCACCUGUGUCGAUAGCGUUAUUCGUACGCACAUAUUGGAAGACUUGAUUCCAGAUGUUCAAAGCAUCAUUGGUGGCUCCAUUCAGCCCUUUUAGGGGAUGUCUAAUGGAACACAAGCCCUGAAAGAUACAAACACUGACAAAGCAAUUACAACACAGACACUAACAAUGCUAUCAAUUAUAUUGACAUACAUAAGAACCACUGGCAAUAGGUUCAGAACAAUAUUGACAAUCUGAUAAAUUACAAUGACAAUACAAGCACCUGCAGAUUAAUUAUUCAUAUCAACAACUUGAUCUAAAUAUUAUGAAGACAAUGCAAACUCCCGUAAUAAAUAAACUGACAACCCAAGCAGUAAUAAUUACAAGGCGAAAUUAAACAAGAAACAUGUAACAAUAAAAGACUAUGCAAAAGUUUAAGGUAUCAUCAAUGAGGAGUACCGUAACAUGAAAACGUUAUUUUUUUGUCGAGAAAAAGCAAAAUAAAGAUACAAAAAUAACAGAAGGAGAGCCAAGAAGUAGCUAGAACUUACCAGUGGCGCGCCCUCCAAUCACUCAUGAGGUCUGUCUUACGUUUUCCCUUCUCUAAAUAGCUGUCAAAGCAUCGAUGUUAUUCUUAUUACUUAAACAGAUAAAACAAAGCACCCACAGCACAGACAAUUACACAGUUAAUGAAGACGUCACACCAGGACUGCCGCAAGUUGUCAGGAACAAUGACAAGGGAAAUGAAAGCCUUCAUGUCAGUGAUGUCACUAUGAGAGGGAAUCCGUUAUAAUGAUUAAAUAUACUUCUUUGUCAUGCAUGAAUGCAAUGUGUAUGCCCGUUCAUUCGAGUGAACUAUUUUACGUAGAACC